GCCCAAAUGUUUAAGAUAAUUUCAAAGAAUGUCCCUGACUUUUUUCUAACACCCGAGAGAGUUAAGGUAUAAAUGAAAAUAAACAAAGAAUUAGGGUAUUUUUGACAAAAAUGUAAAGAUUUGGGCAUAAAAAAUCUAAAUGGACGAAAGGAUUAGAUAGGAUUGCGGACACCGACCGUCUGAGCGGAAGCAAACAUGAAUGUAGCAAUUGGCGGCAACCUGCGUUAUCCUUUCCUGCCCAAAUCACCGGUAGAAUCAACGAAUUCCGGUCAUUUCUGCAUUCGGAUAACUCGCAAUUUGCGGAGGGAGCCUCUGGUCAGCGUGAUUGAAAAUGAGACCGCCACGGCGAAAGAAGCUCCGUCUCUUUCUGGAUCUAGAUCUAUGUCUCGUCGCCUCAUUCUUCUCCGCCAUGCGAAGAGCUCUUGGCAAUAUCCUUCGCUCCGAGGUAGUAUUUCGCCUCUCUCUGCUAAAUUUCCAACGGGAGAUAAAAUUAUAUCCAAAAUUAUCAGCUCAUCAAAUAUUCUCACUAAAAUAAAAAAAGACUUGGCUGAGGGUCAAAACGAAAUAGGAGAAGCACAUCCUAACUGAAAAUAUAGAGCACAUAAAAAAUUUUGGUUAAAUGUUAAAUUUGGUCCCUCAACUUUAUAGAGUUACAUUUUUUUGAUCCCUCAAUUUUAAGAAAUGCACAACGUUAAU
Messenger RNA from Rubroshorea leprosula, 696 nucleotides. Lineage: Eukaryota; Viridiplantae; Streptophyta; Magnoliopsida; Malvales; Dipterocarpaceae. The record is from the annotation of a GenBank genome assembly.